This is a messenger RNA of Owenia fusiformis, 1143 nucleotides long. The record is from the annotation of a GenBank genome assembly. Lineage: Eukaryota; Metazoa; Annelida; Polychaeta; Sabellida; Oweniidae.
AUGAAAAUUACUGAUGAGGGGGAAGUGUCUUACCAUUGUGAUGAGUGCAAGAUGAGGACUCCUGAUUUGUUACAAUUGAUGCGGCAUCUACGUGUAAUUCACCGUCGCGAUAAAGCCCGUCCUCUCAACUGUUCAGAGUGUGAUUAUAAACCUACUGGUAUGUCGGAAUAUGGACGCCAUAUGUACUGUCAUUUUGGUGAAAAACAUAACAAGUGCCAAAUUUGUAAUGCAUCGUUCAAAACACGCAAUCAGCUAGCCAAUCACUCUCUCACACAUACAGACCAAAGGAAUUAUGUAUGUUCAGUAUGUGGGAAAGCAUUCAGGAAGGGGGCUCAUAUGAGAAAUCAUGAAUUAACUCAUGUUACUGACAAUGAGAAAACCUACAAAUGUAAUAUAUGCAGCAAGGCCUAUGCAAGCGAAGCUCAUUUAACCCAGCAUAAACGAGAACAUAACCGUGCCUUCCAUUGUGACAUAUGCGGGAAGAGAUUUGGUAGAUCUGAACACCUGAAGGGGCAUUUAUUGAGACAUAGUGGUAUUAAACCUUUCCAUUGUGAAUUCUGUGGAAAGGGAUAUGCUGAUGUUCGAGAUUACCGUCGUCAUGUUCAGCUUAACCAUACAUCUGGUUCUGACGAUGCACAAUCCUUACAAAGCAAAGUUAGAGGAGCUCAUAGCUGCCCUGAUUGUGGCAAACGAUAUGCUGAUAAACGUACAAUGAAAAAACAUAUUAAGACAAGCCAUAGUCAACCUGCCAUGCCAGAUAUCAAUUUGAAGGCAGAAUCAGCUGCUUUAGAAAAAAUCAAUAUGAAGGGUGAAUCAGUAACUUUAGAGAUGCAAUCUGUUAAUAGCAACAGCUACCCAACUCUUGUCAAUGAACAUAUUGUGCCUAUGACAGUGCCAGAUCCCCGCCAAGGAUAUUUCCAUACUGUGCCAACAAUACAAACCGUACCUCCAAUGACUCUACCAUUGACCCUGGCUGACCAGGGAAUACAAUAUCAGUUUAUAGACCCUACCUCAUUAGGUAUACAAUGUCGAUUCUGUGGGAUAAUGUUCACUAAAGAAGACGACUAUCAUACUCAUUUACAUCAGACACAUUCAUUUGCUCCUACUACUGUAGAUAGAGUUAUCAGCUCUUCAGGGUAUUAA